AUGGCUCAACCAUGUCAUGCCGUCGUCCUGCGCGAUUUCAGUCAGUACGGUCAAAAGGCCACCCUCAUCAGCGAACAUAGCAGCGUUGGUUCAGCAAACCUCAAUGCACAGCGAUGUGCUCAAGAUCUGGCGGGAGGUGCCCAACGUAUCGAGGUUACCUAUCAUCACUUUGGAGGGUACAGUGCCUAUUGCCAGACCGGAGAGGUGCACAGAGAGCCUUUCGAACUAGAGGUUGUCCGAUCAACUCGACGAGACGCAUCACGCCCGAGCGUACCUCCCUCAGCCGGGACAUCUAACGUGGUGAAUCUACAAGGCAAUACAUCGGUGCUAUUCAACAAAAGCCAAUCGAUCCAUACCGGUGGGCGCCAUCAUCCGGGAGUUGCGACAGGAUCUGGCUUGCAACAGCAACAACAGCCUGCGCAGCCUCGCAUUCCUUCGAAUGGUCAUCAGGUGCUCCCACACGCGCAUACACUUCCUCCGAUUGCACCUUUGCUGCAGCAUGCUUCCCAGCAGCCGACACAAAAAGCGACAGUUCCCAUCGCUGCGCCGCCCAAAAGCUCGAGCUUACAACGACCCUAUGUUGCCUACACUCUGACUAGGGUCGAUUAUGACCACUGGGAAGACGAUGCGAAGGAAGAAACCCAUGUCUUAGGCGUGUUCCUCGAUCUUAAAGAAGCAAACGCAGCUGCACGCAAGCAUACAGAGCGGGAGUAUAAGCGGGCCGAGGUCGAUAAUGGCUGUGCUGAGACCCCAAGUGAAGACAAGAACUAUGCCGAUGGCGUUGUGCUGGAAUGUAGGACUUACCAGGAUGAUCGCGAUCAUUUCAUUGUUGAGGUCAAGGCAUUUCAGAUCGACAUGUUGGAUGAUGGCUACGAGGACACUGAGUCUGAAGAGGAGGAUGAGGACGAAGAUGAAGACGCAGGAGAUGAGGACGAAGAUGGCGAUGCAGGGGGUCCUCCACCCAAAAAGCGAAGAUUUUGA
Molecule: messenger RNA, 981 nt
Organism: Fulvia fulva
Lineage: Eukaryota; Fungi; Ascomycota; Dothideomycetes; Mycosphaerellales; Mycosphaerellaceae
Exons: 1
Coding region: 1-981 (326 amino acids)
Source: RefSeq, a predicted model, not a curated record